AUGGGCAACGAUAAUAAAUUCGAAUAUGAAUCCCUUCCAAUCCCUACCUACGAAGAAGCUGUCGCCGCUCGUCCAGGGUCAUCCCGCUCGCGCCUCGGUUCCGAAGAAGUCAGCGACGAUGCCGAACGACAAGGUCUCCUUCACGACGCCAGCGCGACCACUGCUUCCCGCCCGGAUCGCCGAGGAUAUCAACCCCCCACCGUCGAGUCCGCUCGAAACAGCCUCGAUGACCUCGACUCCUCCGCCCCUGGCUCCGAACGGGGUUCGCUCGAGGAGUUGCAGCGGGAACUCGCGCAGAUGGACGUGGAGGAUGCGGCCGGACAACAACCAUCCCAACGCUCCCGCCUACGUUCCCGUUUCUCCAAGCCCUUCAAUAACCUCACCCGAACGCUCUCGUCCCUCGGUUCGCCCUUUCGUCGCCUGAUACCCAAUUUCCGUUUUACAAUCAACCUGGGCGCCGCCCGAUCCGAUAUGCAGCACCGCGGCUGCAUCAUCAUGUUGCGUCUGUUCGGUCUCUUAUUAGUCGUCGCCAUUGUAUAUGUAUUUUUCAUCUCCGAUAUCUUCAGCAUGAAUAGCCGAUUUAUCAUGGGCCAGUCCUACAGUGCCGCCUCCGUCGAGAACUUCAUCCAGGGCCACAUCAACGAAACGAACAUUGCUGAGAAUCUCCGCAUGGCCACCAAGUUCCCGCACAUGGCAGGCACGGAAGGAAGCUACGCACUGGCAGAAUGGGUGGAACAAGAAUUCCGGAACGCUGCUUUCGACCAGAUCGAAAUGGAAGAGUUCCAAGUAUACUUGAAUUACCCCACGCCCGGCGGCAGGAGGGUCGCGAUCGUCGACCCACCCGAUUUGGCCUGGGAGGCCGCCCUGGAGGAAAAGGACGAGCAGACCCCCGUGUUCCACGGCCAUUCGAAAUCCGGAAAUGUGACGGGCCACCUCGUCUACGCAAACUACGGUUCUCGCGAAGAUUUCCAGCAUCUUGCUGACAAAGGCGUCUCCCUCAAUGGAUCCAUCGCACUGCUGCGGAACUUGCUGGUGCUGUCGGUUGUAUCAUCUACUCCGACCCUUCCGAGGAUGGAUUCGUUCGCGGCCCUGCCUAUCCGGAGGGACGUUUUCAUGCCCGCAGAUGGUGUUCAGCGCGGUGCUGUGAGCCUCAUGUCCUGGGUCGUCGGAGACGUGCUUACGCCCGGAUUCGCUUCCACCCCGGAGGAAAAGAAGCGCCUCAAGCCGGAGGAGAGCCAGGGCCUGAACAGCAUUCCGAGCCUUCCGAUCGCCUGGCGCGACGCUCAGAGGCUCUUGCAGGUCCUCCAGGGCCACGGCUCCAAGGUGCCGGCCAAAUGGGUCGGCGGUGUGCCACACGUGGACCAGUGGUGGACAGGUGAUGAAAAUUCUCCUGUGGUGAACCUGAUGAAUAUGCAAGACGAAGUCGAGAGGCAACCCAUCUAUAAUGUGAUCGGGAGGAUCAUUGGCAUGGAGGAACCAGACAAGAAGAUCAUCGUGGGCAAUCACCGCGAUUCCUGGUGUCUUGGAGGCGCCGAUCCAGGGAGUGGCACCGCGGUGUUCCUUGAAGUUGCCCGUGUUUUUGGCGAACUCCUUACCUUCGGGUGGCGUCCGCUCCGCACCAUCGAGUUUGUCAGCUGGGAUGCGGAGGAGUACAACCUUGUUGGAUCGACCGAGCAUGUGGAAAAGGAGUUGGAGGCUCUUAAGAAGAAUGCAUACGCAUAUCUCAAUGUUGAUGUCGGCGUUGCAGGCAGGGAAUUCGAUGUUUCCGGAUCCCCCGUGUUUGAACGCGUGGUUACGCAACUGCUCGGACGUAUCGCAGAUCCCAUCACCAACGAGACGCUCAAAGAGAUCUGGGAGAAGAAGAAACAGAAACUCGCGCCUCUGGGCGCGGGGAGCGACUAUGUGGCGUUCCAGGACAUCGCCGGAACCUCCAGCAUUGAUUUUGGUUUUGUCGGUGAACCAUUCCCUUACCACAGCUGCUACGAAAACUACGACUGGAUGGCCAAAUUUGGCGACCCCGGAUUCCAGUAUCAUAAGAUUCUGGGCCAGUUCUGGGGUUUACUCCUCGUCCAAUUCGCGGACAACCCGAUCUUGCCCUUUGACCUGGAGAUUUACGCCAAGCACCUCGCCUUCUAUGUUUCCGACCUGGAGAAGUACGCCAAGUCCAAAAAUGUCCCGAUUGCGUCCAAGCCCUCCAACGCGAAGACCGACCGAGACGUUUCUGUCACGUUCAAGCCCUUGUACGACGCGGCCAGUAAGUUCCAGAGUGACGCCGCAAAGUUCCAGCAAUUCGCCCAGCUGUGGCAUGACGCUGUAUGGGGUUCCGGCGGGUUUGAGAACAACGUGAUGGCGAUGCAGCGAACAAGCCACAAUGCAGCCAUGGCUAGAUUCGAGACCAAUCUCCUGGACGACCGGGUCGACGGAGGGGUCCCUAACCGCACGCAAUUUAAGCACGUCAUUUUCGGCCCCGAGCUGUGGUCUGGCUACGAUGCGACCUUGUUCCCGGCUAUUCGCGACAGCAUCGAUGCCGGCAAUUGGACGCAAACUCAAGAAUGGGUUGACCGUGUCUCCGAAGUCAUCACCACAGCGAGCGAUAAGUUAUUCCACGACUAA
Messenger RNA from Aspergillus terreus NIH2624, 2613 nucleotides. RefSeq names its product M28 family metallopeptidase. The coding region runs from base 1 to 2613 and encodes 870 amino acids. The transcript has 3 exons. The record is from RefSeq and is a predicted model, not a curated record. NCBI's taxonomy places the organism in Eukaryota, Fungi, Ascomycota, Eurotiomycetes, Eurotiales, Aspergillaceae. Gene Ontology annotation, molecular function: carboxypeptidase activity.